Molecule: messenger RNA, 561 nt
Organism: Suillus bovinus
Lineage: Eukaryota; Fungi; Basidiomycota; Agaricomycetes; Boletales; Suillaceae
Exons: 1
Source: RefSeq, a predicted model, not a curated record
UUCUCACCUGAUGUAUCAGCCACAUUAAAGGGAGUUGAUGGUCACAAUAUCAUGACCUCCCUCCAAAGGUCCGGUAUCCUUGUCUCUGCUGCACUUCGUGUCAUGCAUCCGGAUCUCUAUCUUGCCGGAAUUCAAACCCAAGUCAGACUGGGUGAAUGGGCGAGCCGGUACGAGUUGCAUGAUAUGUGCUAUCAUUUACAAUGUUGGACAUCUGUUUUCAAUGUGGUGUCAGUCAUUUGCAAUCGUCAGUCACCACCUCAUAGAGAUCUGAAAUGUCGACCGGAGGCAUUUGAUAUCAUGACCACCGCAGGUAUUUACCAUCCGGUCAUCAUGGAUUUCAUUAAUCUUGGGAUAAAAUUCUUAUAUAACUCCAGGUCAAUGUUGGCCUCAUCGUGUCGGCUUGUGAGACAUCAUAUGCACGUGGAGGAGGGCAACCAGAUUGUCACUGCAUGGUACAUGCGAGAUAGUAUCCAUAACUUUGUUGGAACUCCGAGAACAGAGUACACAAAAUAUGGCAAUGUGAAAUAUGGUGACCUGAUCGAGCAGAGUGCCUCUGUGUAG